Messenger RNA from Mizuhopecten yessoensis (Yesso scallop), 2809 nucleotides. RefSeq lists its product as uncharacterized. Bases 55 to 474 code for a protein of 139 amino acids. Gene Ontology annotation, molecular function: actin binding. The transcript is spliced from 4 exons. NCBI's taxonomy places the organism in Eukaryota, Metazoa, Mollusca, Bivalvia, Pectinida, Pectinidae. The record is from RefSeq and is a predicted model, not a curated record.
UUAAACGUUUCUCUUCAUUGAAAAAGUAAACAUAAGCAGCAGUUAAAAACAGUUAUGGAGCCUGUUCCAACAUGGGACCAACUGAUUACAGGCCAGCUGUUGAGACACAAUGUAGUGAGUGGUGUACUCCUCUUAACCCGACAUGGUCAGCCUGCAUAUACUUACGGGGAACUGGACAUUGAUCCUACUGUGAAAGAAUCUCAAAAUUUUGUCAAGGCAUUCCAACAGACGCAGUCGCAUCAGACUUCAAAGAAUGACACCUUCACCAUUCAGUUUAAAAACAGGCAGCAAGUCAAUUUUACAGUCUACAAAAGGUCUCACUGCAGUAUCUAUGCUACAUCUUACGGGAACAGGGACAGUCUCAUCAUCUGUAACCUUCCCCAUGGAGUAAUGCUGUGUACUUCCCACCUUCCAACACAGGCAGGGCAAGUCAUCACACUGGUAGAGCACUUCUGUGACAUGCUUAGGGCAUGACAGGGCAGAACAGCCAUCACAGGGACAUCCAAGGAAUGUGGAUUGUCAGGCUUGAGGACAACCAAACAGAGCAGUUGUCACAGAGAUAUCCAAGAAAUGUGGAUUGUCAGACUUGAGGACAACCAAACAGAGCAGUUGUCACAGAGACAUCCAAGAAAUGUGGAUUGUCAGGCUUGAGGGCAACCAAACAGAGCAGUUGUCACAGAGAUAUCCAAGGAAUGUGGAUUGUCAGACUUGAAGACAACCAAACAGAGCAGUUGUCACAGAGAUAUCCAAGGAAUGUGGAUUGUCAGGCUUGAGGAGAACCAAACAGAGCAGUUGUCACAGAGAUAUCCAAGGAAUGUGGAUGCUCCUCAGUGUAUAAAAUUCACCAAACAUGACAGCUGUCAGAGAGAAAUGGUAGGAUGGAGGCAUGCUCAGUGCUUGGGGACUACCAUAGUCAACAGCAGCCACCGAGAUAUUCAAGGCACGCUCAGAGGAUGAGGACCACCAUAGUCAACAGCAGCCAACGAGAUAUUCAAGGCAUGCUCAGAAUGUGAGGACCACCAUAGUCAACAACAUCCAUCGAGAUAUUCAAGGCACGCUCAGAAUGUGAGGACCACCAUAGACAGCAGUUAUCACAAAUAUCCAAGGGUAGUAGAUGCUCAGGGUUUGAGAUUCUCAAAACAUGAUCAUUGUAAGAGAGAUUUCCAAGAGUGGAAGCAUUCUAAGAGUGCUGGAGGACUACCAGUGUUAAUAGCUGUCACAGAGAUGUAGAAGACAUACUCCAAGUUUAAAGAUGACCACCAAACAAAGUGGUUAUCAUAGAGACAUUCAUGUGUAAAGGCAUGGUGUGGGCUUGAGGGUAAAAAAUAUCAACCACAGAGGCCAAAGAAAUGCAAGGCAAGCUCAGUGACUGAAGACCGCCAAACCAAGCAGUGAUCAUGAUCACAGACCACUGAAGUGUAGAGGCCUGCUAACUCCAACAAUGUUAGAGGUUUUACACGGCGAGAAACUUUUGACCGUCGCAGUCGACAAAAUAAUAUCAGAUAGAAAAAAGGACUACCAGCGGCCUCUUAUGUUAUAGGAGUAGAGGCCUGCUGUGUGCUUCUGGGCCAACAAACUUAACUACAGUCAUAGAGAUGUCCAUACAAGGAUAGAUGCAUUCUCACAGUUUGAGGACACCAAACAUGGCAGCUGUCCCAGAUAUGUUCAAAAAUAGAGACAUUCUUCGGAUAUGAGGACAAAAAAUGACAAAUCACAGCAAUAUAUAAGGAUAUUGUCAUAGAUUUACAUAACACUCAGUCGGUGAGCAUUCAUUAUUAUCCAUAAUAGGAUGAUUGUGCAUCACAGUUACACUAUAUCAAUGAUCUUUGUAUUAUCAGGAUUGUGACAUCAUAAAUAACACACUGUAGUUACAGUGAUACUGAUCAUAGUUACAUUUUAUCUGAUGCAGAGUCUUGUAUAGUGAUGAUAAUGAUAUUAGUGCAUUAUAUACAUUACUGUUUGGGAUAUCAUUGUGUACUUUAUUACUUGUUUUAGUUACCUGAGCCAAAGUGACAUAUGUAAUAUAGUGUACUGGCAUCGGUCUUUUCUGUAGUUAUGUGCUAUGCAGUGCCUGCCAGUAACAGCUUACAUUGUUUUGUAUUCUAAUUCUAUUAAAGAACUUUAAAGACCCAGAGUCAAGAUAUUUGGCCAGUUACAAAACUUACUUUCUUGGGUAGAGACUAGGACCAUAUUUGUUGAAGUGAUUCGUUUGAUCCAGUUUUAAAGAUUAUUUAUUAGGAAUUGGACAUCUCAAAAUGUUUAAACAACUUCUUCUGCAUAACAAGGAUGACAAGAGACAUGAUUUUUGGCCUGAAGCUCAAUGCUGGAAUGAAGGGCUGUGGAUUUUAUUAUCUGAACGAUGACCUGGACUUAGGUCACAUGAGUAAAAUAACUUUGAAAAAAAAGCAAAGCCCAGUAAGGUAUGGCAUAACAAUGCUACAUAUAUUGAUGAAUUUGUGUAAAUAAAUUUCAGCUUUAUUUGAAUGUCACAAAUAUGAUAUUUAUUUAUCAACAGCUUUUGAUAACAGUUGAAUGAUACAGGUGAGGCCUAUAUUGGGCCUCUUGCUAUAGGUUAAAGGUUAAAGCAUAAAUAUGAUAUUUUGUUUGUGCCAAUUAUAACAGCAAUAUCUCGCAGAAAAAGUGUUCCGGCCGAUGGGUCUCUUGUUCCUGGUUUUAAGUGAUCUUUAUAGUUAAUAAUCAUUGAUCAAUUGAAGAAUAUUAUAAGUAAUAAAGGUAUGAUAUAAAACUUCAAAUAAGAAUUGCACAGCCAGCAUAUACAGUAAUUGAUUAUUAAGGUAUAUAUUGUGCA